This is a messenger RNA of Acyrthosiphon pisum (pea aphid), 814 nucleotides long. RefSeq lists its product as uncharacterized. Gene Ontology annotation, biological process: sensory perception of smell. The record is from RefSeq and is a predicted model, not a curated record. Gene Ontology annotation, cellular component: membrane. Bases 83 to 418 code for a protein of 111 amino acids. The transcript has 3 exons. Gene Ontology annotation, molecular function: odorant binding; olfactory receptor activity. Lineage: Eukaryota; Metazoa; Arthropoda; Insecta; Hemiptera; Aphididae.
UUUAAUAAAAUCUUUCUUUUUUUUUAGGAAAAUUAAAUCAUAUUAUUCAAUAGUGAGGCCUGUUAUUUUAGCGAACGUUGCUAUGUCUUCAACAUGUUUCAUAAUCGUGACAUAUGUGUUUAUAGUGGUUUGCUUUUCAAAGGAACCAAAUCAAAUUCUUACCAUUAUCAAACUCGGGUCAUCAGCUAUCUUUAUUUGUGGGCAGUUUUUUUUAUAUUGUUAUUUACUUGACAGUAUGAAUCUUAAAAGAGAAUAUGUUAACUUUGCCUUAUAUGCUUGCGAUUGGUCGAAAAUGGAUAUCAAAUUUAAAAAGUUAUUAUUAUUAACAAUGCGGAUGAAUGAUGCUAAUAAUUUUAUUAUAAGAGCUUCACCAAGCAAAGUCGUCAACUUACAAAUGUUUGCAAACGUAUUUAUUUAGUGUUAAUUUUAUAACAAUUACACAGUACAUAUUAUACACAUAUACCCACCUUCUACUUAUCUAUUUAAAUACAAUAUAAUAAAUGUUGUAUGUUGUUUCAGGUCAUAUCAAUGUCUUAUAAUAUUAUUUCUGUCAUGCUGAAAUCCAUGGAUUCAAAUAAUCAAAUAUCAGAAUAAAUAUAUGUUUAAGCUAUAUAGGCAACAUUUUAAUAUCUAGGAUCUAUCAGAGUAGAUAACGUAACUUUUUUUUUUUUAAAUUAAACGGCGUUUUUUUGAAAAUGUACAAUCUGUACAUUAUAUAUAAUAAGUAAAUAUGAUAUGGUAUAAUAAAAUAAUAUAAAAAUGGCUUUGAGUAACGUGUAGGAAGACUCGCAGUCGAGUCACCUUUUACAAUGAA